AUGGGUGAUAAUACUGAACGACCAAUAGUUUAUGCUUCAAGAUCCCUUACAAAAACUGAAAAACAUUAUUCUCAGAUAGAUAAGGAAGCAUUGGCUUUAGUAUGGGGUGUGAAGAAAUUCCAUGCUUACAUAUUUGCACGACAUUUCACCCUGCGAACAGAUCAUAAACCAUUGACAGUAAUUUUCAGUCCAACCAAGGCUAUACCAGCAACGACUGCUGCUCGACUCCAACGAUAUGCACCGUUCCUUUCAGAAUUUGACUACGAGAUUGAACACCGUAAUUCAACACAGCUUUGUAAUGCAGAUGGAUUGUCUCGUCUACCUCUAGCAACAACUGAAGACGAAGAAAAUCAGUCUGUUGACCCGGUUGAGGCAUUUCAUGUUUCACAGUUCAGCAUGUUGCCUGUCACUUGCCAGCAUGUACGCAAAGCAACCCAACGAGAUUCUACCCUCGCUCAAGUGUAUGAGCAUGUCAUGAAAGGCUGGCAUGAAAAUAAAGACCCCAACCUGCAACCGUUUUAUUCUCGAAGAAACGAACUAACUGUGCACCAAGGAUGUAUUAUGUGGGGGAGCAGAGUUGUCAUUCCCACAAAGUUACUGUACGAAGCGAAGUACUUCAAGUAUUACACGCUGUAUACAUGUGAAAUGUUUGAAAAUUCUCAGUAUAAAUACAAGUAUAUAGUAUUCAAAAUUCAAAUCAAAAAGAUCAAAAUCAAUGGAAUUAUUGAAAUAAUAAUGACAAUAUAUUCAGAAGAUAUAACGAGAAAAUUACCAAAAUAUGUAGACCUCUGA
Molecule: messenger RNA, 792 nt
Organism: Paramuricea clavata
Lineage: Eukaryota; Metazoa; Cnidaria; Anthozoa; Malacalcyonacea; Plexauridae
Source: the annotation of a GenBank genome assembly